AUGGAGCCCAACAGCCCCCGCAAGAUCCAGUUCACGGUGCCGCUGCUGGAGCCGCACCUGGACCCGGAGGCGGCCGAGCAGAUCCGGAGGCGUCGGCCGACCCCCGCCAACCUGGUCCUGAGCAGUGACCAGUCGUCCCCAGAGAUCGAUGAGGACCGGCUGCCCAACCCCCUCUUGAAGUCCGGCCUGGCCAUGUCCCCCCGGCAGAGGAAGAAAGUUUCCCGCACCACCCCCACCAUGAAAGAGCUGCAGAUGAUGGUGGAGCAUCACCUGUGCAAGCAGGCGCAGGGUGGUGGUGGCGACGACGACGACGAAGUGGCGACCACGACUCGAUGCCACCGCGGCGACCCCGAGCAUCGCCACAGCCCCGGGGGCUCCUGCCCGCUGGCCACAGCCCAGGGCGGCCACCGGACACCCGGGGAUGGCACACCCGGGAAUGGGACACCCCAGGCUGGGACGCCCCAGGUGGGGACACCCCGGGCUGGGACCCCCCGAGCCGGGACCCCCGGGGCUGCACGGCGGGACCGGGCCGAGGAUGGGACUCAUAUAGAGCCUGGGGACAGCGCGGGCCAGUAG
Messenger RNA from Cinclus cinclus, 576 nucleotides. RefSeq names its product protein phosphatase 1 regulatory inhibitor subunit 1A (gene PPP1R1A). Gene Ontology annotation, molecular function: protein phosphatase inhibitor activity. Gene Ontology annotation, biological process: intracellular signal transduction. Lineage: Eukaryota; Metazoa; Chordata; Aves; Passeriformes; Cinclidae. Gene Ontology annotation, cellular component: cytoplasm. The record is from RefSeq and is a predicted model, not a curated record.